This is a messenger RNA of Chondrus crispus (carragheen), 747 nucleotides long. RefSeq lists its product as hypothetical. Lineage: Eukaryota; Rhodophyta; Florideophyceae; Gigartinales; Gigartinaceae. The coding region runs from base 1 to 747 and encodes 248 amino acids. The record is from RefSeq and is a predicted model, not a curated record. The transcript has a single exon.
AUGGUGGUCUCCGAGAAAGGAUGCCGCGCAGUUUACAGUGCGACAAAAGUAUCACGGGGAAGUAAAGGGCGGCCAAUUGAGGCAUCUGUUUAUCGCGAAAGCUAUUCAGGUCGCAUUGCCGCUGUGUACAGUAACGAUUCCACAAGGUUUGGGGCUCACCAUUACUGUCUGAUUCCCAAAGACGGCUUCCGGCACAAGUUUGAUUGUGAUGCAGAAGAAAGAUUACAAUUGAUUUUUGAUAACAGACGUGCUUCUGCCGAGUGUGAAGAGGAAGGCUAUAAUCUACCAAAUGCCUCUGUCACGCAAAGAGCUCUCUCCAACAGUGCAGUUUUAAAAGUUUUACAGCUCCUGGGACACUUGCUUCAGUUUACUAUUUUGCAAUCGGAGGACCCUGGUUGGUUUCUUGGCAGAGCAUUUAAGUUCACAUCAAGAACUUCCAAUAAUUUUAUUGGAGCAAUUGCGCGCAACUAUAUUUGCAACAUUGCCGGACUUUCGUUUUUGUUGCGAGGAAAACGAUUGCGAGCUGGAUUUGAACCUUUGACAAGUGACCUCAAAAACCUUGAGAAGGACUUGUUGGAAAAGUGGACAUCAUUAUCUACUACAAUUGGUAUCUCAAGUCGGGAAAUGGAGCAACCCCUGACCCAUUCAGAGGCUGAAAUAUUCAUGUCGGAAACAGCGUCUAGUCUAGCCCAGCGACGCAAGGACGAACUUUUGUCAUUGUCAGCUCUGUUGGGAAGAAAGACCUGA